Molecule: messenger RNA, 558 nt
Organism: Entrophospora sp. SA101
Lineage: Eukaryota; Fungi; Glomeromycota; Glomeromycetes; Entrophosporales; Entrophosporaceae
Source: the annotation of a GenBank genome assembly
AUGGAUGAAUCACAGCAGAGUAGUAAUGAAGAAUCACAAGAGUACCAGUAUUUGGAUGAUGAUCCUACAUCAGAUUGUGAAUUACCUAAUGAAUUGUCUGAGGAAAUUAAUGGUUUGAAUGCCAAUGAAUUGUCAAUUCGAAAUACUUUGCUUGAAAUUCUCCAUCAAUAUCAAUCCAAGGAUGUUGAAUCAGACAAAAUACUAAUUAGUUUGAACUUCAUAAAUGGGAUAAUAGAUAUAACAAAUGUUAAUGUGAAGAAAAUAGUACAAUCAAAAUUGAGUGAAUUGAAUGAAGGACAACAAUGGUUUGAUCAAGUUCUCAAUAAAAAAACUUGGACUCCAACUUCUGAGUUUAUCAAUUAUUGUAAUCAGUUCACAGAUGAUAUGUGUAAUCAUAUAGAAUUCACCACUUUGGUGCAAAAUAAAAUUGCCAAAGACAAUAAGGUAUACAAAUCUAAAGUGAUAAUUACACCAGAGAAAAAGAAAGUCAUAAAGGAAAUCACACAUUCAUAUCCUGAAUCACCUUCUCUUGGAACACCAAGUUCAUCAUUGAUUUAG